AUGACUAAGUCCACACAAGGAUUCUGUUUCCACACGGCUACGUCGUCACAUGUUGAGCCUCUUCCUAAUGCGAAGAAAGCCAUGGCUAUUCUCAGAGCUGCCGGCAUGAAGAAGAUCAACUUUGCUGGCGGAGAACCCUUCAUGAAUGCUGAGUUUCUUGGCCAACUGGUCAUGUAUUGCAAGGAAACUCUCAAUUUGGAAUCUGUCUCCGUAGUCACAAAUGGUAGCAAAGUGACAAAGAGAUGGCUCGCCAAAUAUGGCGAGUAUCCGGACAUCAUGGCCAUCUCCUGUGACUCUUUUGAUGAAACAACAAAUGUUAAAAUCGGAAGAGGUACCGGUAACCACCUCAAGACGGUCGUGGAACUGAGUCAAAAAUGCAAAGAGCAUGGUAUCAUGCUGAAGAUCAAUACUGUGGUGAAUCGCUACAAUUUCCACGAAGAUAUGAACGCCGCCAUCGAAGAGAUACAGCCUUUUCGCUGGAAAUGCUUUCAAGUGCUCAUCGUUCCAGAAGAGAAUGGGUCCGAGCAUACCCUUCGUGAUGCAAGGCGUUUCCUCAUCAGUGAUGAUGAGUGGCGUCUUUUCAACGAGAAACACAGGCAUCAGGAAUGUUUCGUCCCAGAAGGCAACGAUGUUAUGGCCAGCUCUUACUUGUUGCUAGACGAGUACUUGCGUUUCCUCAAUAAGGGGUGGGAGAGCCGACAAAAAGUAUUCUAG
Messenger RNA from Bacidia gigantensis, 714 nucleotides. RefSeq lists its product as uncharacterized. NCBI's taxonomy places the organism in Eukaryota, Fungi, Ascomycota, Lecanoromycetes, Lecanorales, Ramalinaceae. The record is from RefSeq and is a predicted model, not a curated record. Bases 1 to 714 code for a protein of 237 amino acids. Gene Ontology annotation, molecular function: catalytic activity; 4 iron, 4 sulfur cluster binding. The transcript has a single exon.